GUGUUAUUGACGAACUCUGCCUCUGCAUCCGGCGAAGUGCAGAAUCUUUAUUUCAGAAACCCCACUUUAACCCUUGCGAGUCGUUUCACCAGAGGUCUUAAGAUAGACUUUGCGAAUGUCCAGCUGGUCACAACACGCCGCUCCAAGCAGAAGUUCCCCUAUUCGGAUGAAGGAGACCAUAUUCUGGUAUCCACAGAGUGAUGCCUUCCCCGGAAGACAGUGGGGAUACUCAGGCACCAAAAGACACCAGGACUCAGUCCUGCUCUCAACAACCAAGAUAUUCGACAGCUCGCAAAGGAAAAUCAAGUGUAAAGAAAUCUAAGAAGGGCAGCCAGCACAGUUACCGUGUUCGAUGGAGACAUACACUAAAUCCCAGUGUCACCCCACAGCGUGCUUCUGAGGACAAGAGAGAGUUUACUUUUGCGACGAAUCAGCGAUGGGCGCCAGUUCCUGGGUCAUAUAGCUUUGUGGACGAGACCCGCGAGAUUAUCGGUAUCCACGAAGCUGAGAAAUCGGAUCCGGAAUUUGACAAUGACGCUAACACCAACUCGGCUUUUGCUGAGGAUCGGUAUGCUUCGAAUCAAUCUCUUGAAGAAACCGACGAAGAUGCUCUUUCAGUCAAUGCGCCAAAUGAUCUGAGUCAUACAGCUUCAAGGUAUUCAUACACCGUGGAAGACGCUACAUCGGGUCGUUCAAAACGGCCUUCGAACUUCGAACUACCUAGAAGAAAGCGGACCACAUGCUCGGUAUCAUCAACUGGGACAACAGCAUUAUCCAAUACCGGUGACGUAACAAAGCUACUUGCGCAGGCAUCAGUGAAUGAGCAGGUGCUCCAACCUCUGAAUGCAGCUACUGAUCCAUCGAUGGGCGCCUUCGAUAGCCUUGGCCUAGAGCAAUUGCUUGACGCAAGUAAACUGCUAGACUCACCUUCCUAUGAUCCGGCUUUUGUGGAAUCCCCCAUUGCCCAGAUUGGAUAUCUUCCCUUCUGGACCAACGAGGAACAUCAGUCGUCAUCAGCGCCUCAUGGCCAACAGUCUAGAUGGCCAUUAAAGGAUAGUCACGAAGCCUAUCUGUUUCGGUACUUUGUGAGAGAAGUUGCGCCUCUGUUCGAUUUAUGUGAUAGCUUGCGUCACUUCGCUCGCGUUGUCCCUAAACGCGCAGCAUCAUGUCCGCCUCUUCUAAAUGCCAUCCUCGCCGCCGCUGCCAAGCGACUAAGCAGGAUCGGAGACGUCGAUGGGUUCACUGUUGAUAGGUAUUACCAUGAAUGUCUAAGGGCACUGAUCCCUUCGUUAUCACGGGCCACAGCUGUAAAAGACGAGGGGCUACUAGCAGCAACUGUAAUUCUUCGGUGGUUGGAGGAGACCGAUAUCCCAUUCUCCACAGCGAGCUCGCAGUCCCAUCUGAUUGGGACAAGAGUCUUUCUCGCAGCACAGGAAGAUAGUGGUGGAUUUAGUGGUUUGAGACUAGCUUUGUUUUGGGUGGCUCUACGUCAAGACAUCUUCAUGGCUUUCAUACAUUCACGACCAGUACACCCAAGUCUGCUCAACAAAAAUAUUGCGCCAGUCCUGGAGGCUGUUGCGGAUGAUUGCAGUUAUGCUAACAAGGUCAUUCUUCAUUGUGCAUAUUGUAUCCAAUACUGCUUUGGCGUACAAGAACAGCGCCCUUCGCUAUGGACUGAGCUUAACAGCUAUCUCGAGCAAUGGAACGAAAACAAGCCGUGGUGCUUUCAAUCAAUGGUACCUGAAGAAGCGGAUGGUUCUAAGUUUUUUCCAGAUAUCACAUACAUCUCUGAUGAAGUGCUGACUGGGAUGCAACAUUACUAUCUUGCACGGCUGGUCUUAGAAGCGCACAAUCCGGAAACUCCUAGGUUAGGUCCUGCUCGAAGGGAAGCCCUUGAAGCCGUGAACCAAAGAAUCAAGAAGCUUGUCCGUAUUAUCUGUGGUAGUGCCGAGUCGAACCCACAAACUACCCCAGGAUACGUUAAUGCCGCAAUCUCCAUCGUCAUGGCAGGUGAUCGAUUUACCGAUCGUCUUGAACAGGAAGUAUUAUACAACUUGCUGGUCAAAAUCGAAACACAGGCGGCCUGGCCAACCGGCGCCGCUCAGACUGAUCUGAAAAAUGCCUGGGGGUGGUCGAAAUCUCCUGAUAUGUCGAUAGCAGGCAUGCUGAAUACAGGAUCAAUGUAACUAGAUAGAUUUUAAAUAUGUUACGCGAGUCUACUCUCAAAUGUGGUACAAUUUUUUCCAAGGGUCAGAAUACUAGAAAUACUCAAAUCAUUAGUAGAUCCUUUGUUUAUAUUGAGAUCCCCAUAGGAACACC
Messenger RNA from Truncatella angustata, 2319 nucleotides. RefSeq lists its product as uncharacterized. Lineage: Eukaryota; Fungi; Ascomycota; Sordariomycetes; Amphisphaeriales; Sporocadaceae. Gene Ontology annotation, molecular function: DNA-binding transcription factor activity; transcription cis-regulatory region binding. The transcript is spliced from 7 exons. Gene Ontology annotation, biological process: positive regulation of transcription by RNA polymerase II. Bases 201 to 2186 code for a protein of 661 amino acids. Gene Ontology annotation, cellular component: nucleus. The record is from RefSeq and is a predicted model, not a curated record.